CCAAUAUAGCUCAAACAUCUAUGUUCAAGAUAAUUUCAGUGACUGUAAGUAAACUGACCUAUAACUUUAUAACCCUCCUUCCCUGACCUCGAACUGUGUUUUCACCUUGUCUCUGUAUGCACUCUAUACCGAUUACAAUUUUUCCACAGUUCCCCCAAAUCAUCAACCUCUUCUUGUGAAAAGAAACAACCCAAGAAAUGCAAACUAGUUCUUAGACCCAGAGGAAAGAGCUGGGAUUUGUUGGCAUGGGCUGUUCUCCAAACACUUCGACAGGAGACAAUCCUUUCAGAGCAUCUCCUGGUGGUACCAUCAGAAAUGUCUUCCUUAAGUGGGAAAGUGCAAACUGUUUUGGGCCUUGUGGAACCAAGCAAACUGGGCCGCACUCUGACCCAUGAACAUUUGACAAUGACCUUCGAUUGCUCUUUCUGCCCACCUUCUCCCUGCCAUGAAGCUAUCUCUAAGGAACCGAUCAUGAUGAAGAAUUUAUUUUGGAUUCAGAAUAAUCCUUAUUCCCAUAAAGAGAACCUUCAGCUGAAUCAGGAGACAGAAGCCAUAAAGGAAGAAUUGUUGUAUUUUAAAGCUAAAGGUGGAGGGGCCGUGGUAGAGAACACGACCACCGGGAUUAGCAGAGACGUGCAGACGUUGAAGCGGCUUGCCGAACAGACUGGAGUCCACAUCAUAGCUGGAGCUGGAUUUUAUGUGGAUGCAACUCACUCUGCAGAGACCAGAGCCAUGUCAGUGGAGCAGCUUACUGAUGUCCUUAUUAAUGAAAUUCUCCAUGGAGCUGAUGGAACCAGUAUCAAGUGUGGCGUUAUUGGAGAAAUUGGUUGCUCCUGGCCUUUGACAGAGAGUGAAAGAAAGGUUCUGCAGGCAACAGCUCACGCGCAGGCUCAGCUUGGCUGUCCUGUUACAAUCCAUCCUGGACGGAAUUCAAGUGCACCAUUUCAGAUUAUCCGAGUAUUGCAAGAAGCUGGUGCAGACAUGUCGAAAACAGUUAUGGGCCACCUUGAUAGGUCUAUACUUGAUAAGAAGGAGCUAAUGGAGUUUGCUCAACUUGGCUGCUACUUGGAAUAUGAUCUCUUUGGUACUGAAUUUCUCAAUUAUCAAUUCAACCCAGAUAUUGAUAUGCCCGAUGAUAACAAAAGAAUUAGAAGGGUGCGUUUCCUGGUGGAGGAGGGCUAUGAAGAUCGAAUUCUGAUGGCACAUGACAUACACACGAAGCAUCGACUCAUGAAGUAUGGAGGUCACGGCUAUUCUCAUAUACUCACCAACAUUGUUCCUAAAAUGUUACUUAGAGGUAUAACUCAGCAUGCACUUGAUAAGAUACUAAUAGAAAACCCUAAGCAAUGGCUAACUUUCAAAUAGGAUGUUAUGUGUGAGUUUACACCUUGAGUAUAACCCUUGCAGGUAACAUUCAGUGAUUUCAAACCUACUGUGAGAUAUUAGCCAGAGCUACAUAGAACUAAUGACAGAGCAUUUCCUUCUUAUGAGAAAGAGAAGUUUGCCUUCUCUGAAACUGGCCAACUAUUAGAUUUGCACCUCUGGGGAGUUACUGAACCUAAUUGAGCCCUGUCGUUUUGCUUUAACAAAAUAAAUACAGGAUUAUGUAUUUCCAAACAAUGAUUUAAAGCCUAUAUCCCUUAAGUAAGGUUUUUAGGUUUUUUCCUAAUCUAUCAACUGCACUACUUGAGAAAAUUUAAAGUGUUUCUAGUUAAAUUGCCCCCUUCUGGAGCAAUCUGAUGUUUCUUGUAAUAUUGAUGAUCCUACUAAUUAUCCUGCUGUUCUUUAAUUAAUGCUUAAUGAAUAAUAUGGCAAUUUAAAAUAGCUUUUGCAGUAAGGGAAAUUAAAUUUUGAGACUUUUUAUCAAAGACUACUGUAAUAUAAUUACCAAAUCACAACAAUAAAAAUAUUUUGGAAGAUUAAUUAUAUACCAUCUACCUGCAUACAUAUACCCAUAAUAAAUAAGUUUUGAUGCCUUUUC
Messenger RNA from Ictidomys tridecemlineatus (thirteen-lined ground squirrel), 1981 nucleotides. Lineage: Eukaryota; Metazoa; Chordata; Mammalia; Rodentia; Sciuridae. The record is from RefSeq and is a predicted model, not a curated record.